Molecule: messenger RNA, 1688 nt
Organism: Cladocopium goreaui
Lineage: Eukaryota; Dinophyceae; Suessiales; Symbiodiniaceae
Source: the annotation of a GenBank genome assembly
CUUGAGAAUGAGGCACGCUAGACACAAUUUGAAGACGCGCUAUGUGAUGAGUGGAGGAGGCAACGUCUCUGUGUAUCCUUGUUUGGCUGCCACCACUUUGUGUCUGGGAAAUUUCUACUUCUCUGGGAGUGGAUCCUCAUCCCAGGGUCAGGGUAGAACAAAGUUGAAUUGCCAAGAAAUCCUUCCACUGGACUGUCGAGGAAAGAAAGACAAUGUUCCUGGGGAAGCUGAGCGAGUAAAACGGCUGAAAGAUGUGAUGCAUGCUUCGAAACGAACGGUUCAAUAAAUUUGCAAAGAGCCUAAGGCCAGAUGACUGGGAAAGCCGAAUCAAAGUCAUUCUCCCUUUGAUUGAAAAGCACGCAAAGCAGAUAUGGCCAAAUUGCAGCGUUGGCUUGCAUGGCUCAGUUUUGCGAGAGGUGCACAAUGAGUAUGGUUCUGACAUCGACAUUGCAAUCCAUACCAAUUCCUCUUGUUCCGAGCGGGAAUUCUUGGAUCUCUGUCACUGGCUCACAAUAGAGGAAGAUUUCGUGCCUCUCAGCGACUCAAGCGAAGUUGGAAAAGCUGCGAAGUUCCUUUCUCAUGGGCUCAAGGUAGACGUAGCAAUUCAGGAACGCUUUGGGGACGCUUCCCUUUAUGACUCAAAGUUUAUCGAACAACUCAGACAAUUGUAUAAAAGUCACCUUCAAGAAGCAGCUCGGGUGGCCAAGUUCGCAUUUCCAGAGUUGAAAGGAUUGGAUGUGGAAUUCCUUGUGUGCUGUUUGGCGGAGCGGAGGUUAAAGUUGGGGCAGACAGUUGUGCAAUCUUCUGAUUUUUUCUUGGAAAUAUGCUUAGAACUCCGCAACUUCCCCCUGAUGCCGUCUACAUCGCCCUUGCAGCAUCUACUCAAGAAUGUUCGGGCUCAACGUGGACCAGCUGCCCAGAAAGACUUGCGGGGACUGGCCAAAAUGGAUCGAAAGAUCCGCGCCCAAGGAAAUCGAUCGAAAGUGCGAAUGGAGCAAUUCAUCGGACAUGGAUGCUUGGAGAAGAUUGCCACCCAAAUGCAUGCAGAAGCGAUGUUGACGAUUUCUCGAGUUUGGCAUCCUGAAGUGGAUGGGGGACAGGCGCUUUCCCGCUUUCCGGCCAUGGCUUUCACCAUGGCUUUCCCCCGCAUUGCCACGGCAGUCUUUCGACGAGGCUAUGCAGCUGAGCCGGUGCUGUCCCAGCUGUCCCGAGUGGUCUCAGCACAGGGCACUGGUGCCUUGGAGCAGCUCCAUGCCUCUCACCCCGAUGCCGCGGAGCAGCGCCGGGACUUGCUGAGACGCCUGGGGGCGGAAGCGGAGAAGGACGACAGCAAGAAAGCGGAAGCCAUCAGAGAAGCGCUGGAUGCGUUGGAAGAUGAGCAUUCCCUGGUUCGCCUUGCAGGUAUCCACGCCUUGGCCCGUGUGGCCUCCAUGGGAUCCUGGCAAACUGUGGCAGCGAUGGCCACUGAUCCUGAUGAGUUGGUGCGGGUGGCUGCGGUGCGAGCGAUGGGACGCAUGGCGGAACCAGGUGAUGCAGAAGCUUUGGAAUUUCUAGAGAAAGCUGAGAAAGAAGCGAAGGAUCGUUCCGUGCGCGGUGCAGCGCGCGACGCGGCCGCGCGGCUGCGGGGGCACUUUGGCGCGCUGCCGGGGGGUGGCCAAGCAACGAUGCUGGAGUGAUGUGGAAAGCAG